AUUUUGAUCCGCUUAAAGAGCCAGGAGGCUGUAUAAUGAUCUGCAGCGGCAACUUAAUGCACAUGUACAUCAGGUAAUUUGCAAAAGUGCACGGCGCGAGUCGUCUGUCUGCAGGCAGUAUCACAAUUAGAUGAAGUUCUCCGAGUUCUUGUGUCCAUUACGAGGAAAAAGCAGACAAACUGAUCAAGACGCCACUACUGUCUGUCUGCGGUUGACUAAAAAAAAAAAAACACAACUAGCUGUCAUCACGUCGCUGCAUGGCUUAUCUGCGGAGCUGCAUGCAUGGAUUUGAUAAAACUGGUGACAUCCCUGAUGUGAAGACUCUCUCUCUUCAGGACCACGAGCAUGGAUUGGACCUGGCUUCACUCUCACCUAUGCUGUUCUAACCAGACGAGUAUCACCAGUUUGUACCUUCAGCGUUCUUGCUGAGCAGGACUGGACCAUGUUGUCGGGUACUUGGCGGCGUUCCAUGGGACACCAGCAGCCUGCUGCAGCACCAGUGGUCACUGGUAGGGGAAUGACGGUAUGUGGGGUCCCCAGUGGGACAGUGGUCCUUGAGGCCCAGUAUGACUACAACUACCGCGGUGCAGAUGGACGACAAGUCUGCAUAAGGGAAGGGGAACGGUUUAUCCUCCUGAAGAAGACCAACGCUGAUUGGUGGCAGGUGCGGAGGAUUGGGGCAGCCAGUAAAACAAAGCCUUUGUACGUACCUGCCACAUAUGUGACAGAGGUGCCUAUUGUGCCCUCGCCCCAGCGCCUGGUCAUGUCUGCCUCGCUGAACUCCAACCUCCGAAUCCUACCGAGGGUGUCACUCACUCCCAGCCCAACAGAGCCUACUUACAAUGAACUGUACAGAGUAAACAAACCCAUCUGCCGCUCCAUGGAAAACCUCAACACCCACAGUGCCUUUCAGGGAAUGGACACCAGCAGGAGGGGGGACUGUUUUCCCACCCUGCCUCUCUCUGGAUUCACCUUUACCUCCAACGCUCCCACCUCCCCAUCAGGCCACCUCAUGGUCCCAAGAUCCACCUCACGACCCAUAGCUCAAACAGCUCAGCAGAACCACAGGGUGGUCCCCACAAUCACACGGAGUCAGAGCUCCAGCAACUUGCCUGAAAAUCUGUUGGAGAACCCAUACGAUGAGGUGGGCGGCGGCUUUAGCACCCGUGUUAACCACAGGGUCCCGAAGAAGUCAUGUAGCCAGUGGGACAUGGUGGGGGCUUCGACCAAGAGCAACCACCUGCAGGUCCCCACCGAGUCCUACCUGUCCCAGCUAUCCUGGCAAGUGUCCCCCUUAUACAGCGAUACGCAGCCAGAGAAGCGUCAAUCACAGCCAGAGCCCCCCUGCCCAGCCCCGGGUCAGCAGCCUCUUCAGAUCAUGGAUCUGUGGGAGCAGUACUCAGACUCAGCCACAGGCAGAUGGUACUAUGUCAACAGUAUCACUAAGGAGAGGUCCUGGAAACCUCCACGUCGAGCCCGGGCACGGACCACCACCAGUAAGGCCAGUCCAGCACAAACUCAGACAUUACCGAGGGAGACGAACCAUUUGACCCUUCCACUUCCUCGUGCUCAGAAUGGGACUAUGCACAGUCUGUCACCUGACUUUCUCUUUGGGAGUCAUCGGGGAAAAACUGACAGUGGCUGGCAGAUGAAACAGAGCAUGCAUCGUGCUGCUUCCUCUGACACCCUGAGCACGAUGAUGUUCAGCAAUGCCGAUGCUCACUGCCAUAACUCUGCAGCCCUGCAUGAUGUCAAGCAACAGCUCAGCCACUCCCAGUCUAUGAUCCUGCCUGAGAAUGGCAAGAUGACCCAGCAAUGCAGAGAUUACUCCUGUAAAGUGACCAACAUUGUGGUAGAGCCUCCUUCUCCUGAGAGCUCCCCAGACAGUGAUAGUUGCACUCCAGAGCUGGAGAAAGCUGGCCUCUUGAAUAAGACAAAGAUUGCAGAAGGGGGCAGAAAACUGAGAAAAAGCUGGAGCCCAUCCUGGGUGGUGUUGGUCGGGAACAGUCUGGUUUUCUUCAAGGAUCCUAAAUCACAGACACCAUCCUCCUGGAGACCAGGAAACAGUCGUCCAGAGAGCAGUGUGGACUUAAGAGGCGCACAGCUGCACUGGGCCAAUGAUCUGUCCAGUAAGAAAAAUGUCUUUAAGCUGAGGACAGUGACCGGAAAUGAGUUCCUGCUCCAGUCUGAGACAGAUUCUCUGAUCAAAGAAUGGUACAAAACCAUCCAGAAUGUCAUCGACAAGCUGGAUCGUGAAAACCCAUUAGACAAUGUCCUAUUGUACUCUCUGAGGAGAGCAGGUAGUGUGGAGAUGUUGGACCACAGCGGAGACGAGGACGAAAGGAGAACGUCACUCCCUCGCUCAUCGUCCAACCUGGAGAACACAGAGAGGAAGAGAGUGAAGACACGGCUGAAGAAGCUCAUUCUAAAGAGACCUCCUCUACAGGCCCUGCAAGAGAAAGGCCUCAUUAAAGAUCAAGUGUUUGGCUGUCGUCUGGAGAUGCUCUGUGAGAGAGAGAAGAGCACCGUCCCUCGUUUUGUUCGUCUUUGUACUGAAGCUGUGGAGAGGAGAGGACUGGACACUGAUGGAAUCUACAGAGUAUCAGGAAAUCUGGCAGUGAUUCAGAAACUACGCUUCCUGGUGAAUCAUGAACGAGCGGUGACUACAGACGGCCGUUACAUGUUCCCAGCAGAGUUGGUUCAAGAGGAGAAGCUGAAUUUGGACGAGAGUGAGUGGGAGGACAUUCAUGUCAUCACAGGAGCUUUGAAACUUUUCUUUCGUGAGCUUCCCGAGCCCCUGGUUCCCUACGGCUUUUUUACCGACAUCGUGGAGACAGUCAAGAUGGCAGACCACAUGGACAAAGUGGAUCGUUUAAAGUGUCUGGUACUGAACAUGCCUCCUCCGAAUCAUGACACGCUCCUGUUCAUGUGCCGUCAUCUCAAACGUGUGUUGGAGCAUUCAGACACCAACCGAAUGACAACGCAAAACAUCGGCAUCGUGUUUGGGCCCACUCUAAUGCGUCCUGAGCGGGAUAACGGCAACAUGGCAGUGAAUAUGGUUUACCAGAACCAAGCAGUUGAGCUCAUCCUCAGUGAAUACGAACACAUCUUUGGAACAAGAGGCUUCUCUUGAUCUUUUGAGACAUCAAAAAAAAAAAAAAAAAAACCUCCCUCACUCCAGUGAAAGCACAAGUACUGCAGCACUGGUCCUCUCUGCCUGUUGACUCAUAUGGCGUAAAAUGGAUUUCACAUCAAAAGAUAAUUAUGGGGUAAAAAAGAACCAGGACAGAAAGCUGCUAAUCAUGACAUCUGGCCUCCAUAUAAAGCCAUGUUAAAACAAUAAUAGUAAAACAUGCCAAUUUUAGCUGCAAUACUUGCGCCUUUGACUGCAGAUGUGGGGCCCAGCCCCGGUGUUCUUCACAGCUGGAAGAGACGCAACCUUGUCACUUUUUCUUGAUGUUUUAAUGGAUCAGACUUGAUUGGGAUACAUAAAUCUGCUCCAGCCUGUCCAACUCACUUUGUAUUAAUCCGUCAUUAUUAAUUCAAGGAAUGCAGGGAGGGAUGUGUCUUAAUUUAACAAAGAAACGAAACAGAACCAUCUCACUGUGAAAACUAAAUGCACCAGCACCGGGAUGGACGGCUUCCACCUACAGUGUCUGUGUGGAUACACUGCACUAUAUGUUAUGCAAACCAACAGGAAGUAAAAUGGGUGUGUAAAUGAAGAUAUGCAGUGUUUUUACAGUAAACAGAAAAUUAUUUCAGUGGUGGGAUGAAUGUGCCAACAGGGCAACAAUGUUCCCUCGUACCAAAUUUUUUUGUGUGUGGACCUUCAGAGCUUCCCUUACUGUACAUUUUUGGAACUCUCUUCUAUUUUUAGUAGUGCAAAGUCUACAGAUUAACUUAAAAUAUUCAUUUGUAAAUACAUGAAGUCUUUUCUUUGUCAAUUAGUGGCACUUUGCAGACAGUGUGUAGCCCCUAAGCAUCUUACCCCACCUUAAACUCAUACAUUUUACUUUGUAAUGGAUGUUGUGUCAUCAAACUAUUACUUGGACCUUAUUGUGAACAUUGUGGCAAUAAAGCAAAUGUGAACAAACCAAA
Molecule: messenger RNA, 4098 nt
Organism: Sphaeramia orbicularis (orbiculate cardinalfish)
Lineage: Eukaryota; Metazoa; Chordata; Actinopteri; Kurtiformes; Apogonidae
Gene: arhgap9
Product: Rho GTPase activating protein 9
Exons: 22
Coding region: 443-3133 (896 amino acids)
Biological process (GO): signal transduction; regulation of GTPase activity
Cellular component (GO): cytoplasm
Molecular function (GO): protein binding; phospholipid binding
Source: RefSeq, a predicted model, not a curated record